AAAGGAGAUGCAAGUAUUUUAGUGGGAGGCUGCGAGUCUGCUGCUGGCAGGCCCUUAAUGCGAUAUGUGGCCCUAAGAUGAAGUCACAAACAUCGCAACUGUAGUCGACUCCCACUCUGCGGGCAGCACAGACGGGCCAUUAUGUUGCAGAGUACCAGCUGGUACCACGGGCUCCUCAUCCUCCGCCGGACUUCAUUCGCUGCUGCCUCUGGAAUCAGGACAUGGAAAUGAAACCCAAGAACCAACCUGUGGACGUUCUGCUCGGAUGCAUCGUCGCCUUCUGCUUUUCCACACUUUGUCGGGCUCAGAGACUCUGCACGGUGCCUCCCGGUCCGGUGACGAUCCCGGAGAACAACACGGUCGACAUCCAGGUGGUGAAAAUCAGCUCCAACAACGAUGUGACUCUGAGCGUCUCUGUGAACCCGGAGGAUCUGUUCUACGUCAAAGGGAACCUGCUGAUGGUGAAGAAAGGCCUGGACUACGAGUUGCUCCAGAGUCCAACUCUGGUGGUUUGGGUGAAAUGUAGCAAAGCCGGCUCCAGUCCUGUGAGCGAGUCCGUGGAGGUUCUGGUGGAAAAUGUGAACGAUAAUCCUCCGAACUUCGCCCAAAAUCACUACGUGCUGGAUGUGAACGAGGUGGGUCCAGUUUCUCUUUAGCAUUUUUCCAUUAAGCUUCUGCUUUAACUGGUUUCUUUCUGCGUCCUGCAGCUCAUUCCUGUGAACUCCAGCGUCGGACUGAUAGAAGCGACGGAUGUUGAUUCAGAGCCGCUUUAUUAUCGCUUAGAGUCGUCAACUCAGGAUAAAUAUUUCCGUCUGGAGAACAUCAACAGGCCAAAGAUCCUUGUUAGGAGCAUCCUGGACUUUGAUGUGGUGCAGAAGAUCUCUCUGGUGUUACACGUGCAGGACACGUUCAACGGUUCUGCCUCCAACGAGCCGUUUUUCACCUCUGUGGCCAUGAUCACCGUGCAGGUGAAGGACGUGGACAACCGGCCCCCAUGGUUCCAGCCGUGUCUCAGGACUAACUUAGGAAUCGCCAAACUUUGCGUGAGCGGCGGCUACAGAGGCAAGGUCAACCUCACCGAGAAGGAGGAAGGCCCAUUAGUGCUGGAGCCUGGACCCGUAUUCGCCAGGGAUGGAGACAGGAACCGCAGUGAACCGAUCAGCUACAGAGUAUUACGAGGAAAUGAAGGGAACAUAUUCCAAAUUGAUGAAGACACGGGGAACAUUACAAUGACCAAAGCUGCAGAUAUCGUUGGCCCAAUCAUUCUUACAAUCCUGGCAUCGCAGGUGAAUAACAGGGAUCAGUUUGCAGUGACGCAGGUGACCAUUGAUGUGAUGAAGAAGAGCAGGAACCCGCCCCGCUUUGAGAAAGAGCGAUACGAAGGAUUUAUCUACAGCAACUCUGUCCCGGAGAGCAUGAUUCUCCGAGACCGGACCACCAACAGACCCUUCAGGGUCCGAGCCCGGGACGAGGACUUUGCAACAGGUGUGAACCCCGACGUGAAAUAUGAGGUCCAGUACAGCAGCUACGUCAACGUAACCCCUGAUGGCUUUGUGAUCCUGAAACGGGUGGUAAAGACGGAGUCCUUCGCCCUUCAGCUGCGAGCCGUGGAUUCCACUACAGGGGAGUCUGGGACUGCAGCACUCUCUGUUCAGGUCAUACCUGCCGUGGCCAUGCCGUCCCCUUCAAACGUCGGCUAUCGGCCGGGCGACAUGGCGCUGCUCGGUCUGGUCAUGGCGGCGCUCCUGAUUCUCUCCCUCAUCGUGAUCGGCUUCUUGAUUUCCCGCUUGUGGAAGGAAAACACGAGCCUCAAGAGAAUUUGUGAGUGCCUGGGGCCCUGCCUGGGCUCCGACCAGCCUCGGAGCGGCCACAGAGACUCCCUGCAGUUCACCAACGACGGCUUCCAGAACGAGAGCGACCCGAGCCGGGGCGCCAAGCGCUGGAGCAACAUCGUCCCCCGGCGCAGCACCUUCCCCCAGCCCCGCAGCCGCAUCCUCCCCCUGGAGAGGCGGAGCCGCCACUGCUCCACCUGUGGCGUCCACACCAACCACGUCGCCAAGGGGUCCCCGUCGGCGAGGAGGAGCGGGGGGGACGGGGACGAGUACGGCAUGAGGUCGAUCCUGUCCAAGCAGCGCAGGAAGGAGGGCCAGAAGGCGGUGUGGUUCAAGGAGAGCGAGGACUCCUCCGACAUCGAGGUGGAGAUCAUCCCCGACACCGUGGGCCGGGUGGAGGAGGAGACCGAGGAGGAGCUGGAGGUGGAGAUGGAGGGCGUGGUGAGAGACCCCGCCGCCCCUCUGAGGGACCCGGAGGGAGAGCAGGAGAGCCAGAGCGAGGAGCCGGCUCCUACGACGAGCUCGGAGAAGGAGAAGGGGGAGCAGGAGGAGGAGCGCUGACAGCCGAGGUCAGAGGUCAGAGGUCAGACUGAGCUGAACGCUGCUGGUUUUGUGAUUGCACUUCAGAUACUUUUUCAGCAAAAAAAGCCCCCC
Fundulus heteroclitus (mummichog) is the source of this 2486-nucleotide messenger RNA. RefSeq names its product cadherin-related family member 5a (gene cdhr5a). The transcript is spliced from 13 exons. Lineage: Eukaryota; Metazoa; Chordata; Actinopteri; Cyprinodontiformes; Fundulidae. Gene Ontology annotation, cellular component: catenin complex; membrane; adherens junction. Gene Ontology annotation, molecular function: cadherin binding; calcium ion binding. Bases 954 to 2393 code for a protein of 479 amino acids. Gene Ontology annotation, biological process: multicellular organism development; calcium-dependent cell-cell adhesion; cell morphogenesis. The record is from RefSeq and is a predicted model, not a curated record.